Molecule: messenger RNA, 723 nt
Organism: Babesia bigemina
Lineage: Eukaryota; Apicomplexa; Aconoidasida; Piroplasmida; Babesiidae
Exons: 7
Coding region: 1-723 (240 amino acids)
Source: RefSeq, a predicted model, not a curated record
AUGGCGCCAUUUCGGUCGCUUGCAAGGUUGAGCAACAUCGCUAAGGUAUCGCAAUACGUGGACAAGGUAGCUGACCUUGGGCGCAAGAAUCUGCUAUUCCGCGUUGAUUUUAAGCAUCUAUACUCUAUUUGGCAGCUCUGCAAAUCUCACGAGGAGUACAAGCUCGGCCUAAUAGCUGUGAAUCACUUUUACAACUUCGGACGCCAGUUAAGUCCGGAGGGCGUGAACAAGCUGUUCGUCUUCAGCAUGCGAUGCGGUGAGCUAGAGGAGUCCUUGAAGUUGCUGGAGGGCGCUCGGGAUUGGCUGCCCAAACCACCGGACAUCGAUUUGGUUUACGGCCUAAUGGCGUCUUUUGUAACCAAAAGGGAUUACUUGAGUGUGAAGCGCGUAUUCAAGGCGAUACGGUCAAAUUGGCAAAUGCGGCUCACAGCGAAGGCCUAUCGGCUAUGCAUCGAAGCCAUGCUGUGCUCGGAUGAAAACCCGCUGGAGGAAGCGUUGAUGGUCUACUGCGACUCCGCAGUCAUGGGCAUUGCGCUACCUUCGGAGGUCCACGCCUUGUUGCUGAACUGCUUACAUCGCAAAAUUGCCCUGGAACCCGCUAAAGCGGCGUUUUACGAGACUUCUGCUCUGAGCGUGCGAAAUCGCCUCGGCGAAGAGUGCAUGAAUGAGGGCGGUUACAAAAUCUCAAGAGCCACUUCACCGAAAAUAACACUUCGCGCCUAA